CAGGACGAAUGGUCACAGAAAACAAAAACAGGAAGUGUUCACCACUCCCUAGAGACCCCCAGAGAACAUUUUAAUAAGAGAUGAGCACGUCUGUGAUGCUGGCCGAGGUCCUACAAGCCAAAGGCAGUCCUUUGGAGGAAGAAGAGAUAUGGGCACUGUUAUACUUGGGCACUGAAUGUCUUCUGGAGGACUUGCACAAAGAGUCAUCCAGCACCGUGAUUUGCCCGUGGUCAGUGCUGCUGUCCGCAGAAGGAACUCUGUCUUUCAGAGACAAUGUGCCCCAGGUAGACAUUGCCCCUUUUAUGGCACCUGAGAAGUUUUGUGGACACAGUAAAAGCAAGCAUUAUGGACGAACAAAGAUGCUGAUGUACUCCUUAGGAAUGACACUCUACUGGUCAGCAGACUAUCAAGUUCCUCCCAACCAGCCUCUUCAGCUGAGUGACCAGUUGCAUACGCUGCUGCUGACGCUGUGUGAGGAUGUGGCACAGAAGAGACCUUCCCCAGAAUCCGUUCUGGAAGCCUGGGAAGCACACCAACAGCAAUCGCCAACGCAAGGCCCAGCAAAUGUCUUCAUCCAGAGGCUGGCCCAGGGUACAUUGGGGAGCAUCAGAGAGCGAGAAGAAGGAGUCCCUGAAGACAAUGUACCCAUUCCACUUAAGAGAAGCGAUGCUGUCCGGAAGAGGCUGCAUGAGAAAGUAGUGAAGAGCUCAGCAUUGCCUUCUCCACUGAAUUUGCACCAAGGCAGCAUUCCACAGGCCCAGCAACCAUGGGAUUUAAACCACAGCGGCUCAAAAGUCCAGAGUAGCUACAAGCUGUUAAUCAACAGAUCAGCCAGUGCCAUGGACGGAAUUGCUAGCAGAAGCCAGAAGAGCAGCAGUCAAAAAUUAGCAGGUUUGGGCUCCUCUUUCAUCUGUUCUUUAGCAGAUCCUGCACCUUCAAGAUACGUGUCUGAAAGACAGAAAAAGUUUUCAGGCCCAGAAUUCAUCGUUCUGUCCAGUGAGCCUCCAGUUGCCCUGCAGCUGCCUGGGUCAAUCAUGACAAAGAACGGUAAAUCCUUCCUUUCUCAAAGGGAUGUCAAUGUGGUUCUGCUGAAUGGACAGUGCUUAGAGGUGAAAUGUGACAUCAAAUCGAAGGCAGGAGUUGUUUUUGAGAAAGUAGCGGCAUACGCCGGUCUUCCAGAGCCUUUCUACUUCUCCUUAGCCUACAUGAGAGGUAAAGAAUUUUUCUUUCUGGAUGAUGACACCAAGCUUUACAAAGUUGCUCCAGAAGGCUGGAGUGACCAGCCCAAAAAGAAAGCUUCCAUCAUCAAUUUCACUCUCUUUCUGAGGAUAAAAUUCUUUGUCAGUGACUUCCGCAUCAUCCAGCAUGACCUGACCAGGCACCAGUUUUACCUGCAGCUUCGUAAAGACCUCCUGGAGGAGCGCUUGCAUUGCCACGACGAGCUCACGCUGCAGUUGGGCGCCUUCGCCUUGCGAGCAGAAAUGGGGAACUAUGUUCCUGAGACUCGUUAUCGUGUCAAAGAUUAUAUCCCUGCAAGCCAAAUUGAGAAAAUGGGUUUAGCACACAUACAGCAGGAGCUUGGCAGCCUGCACCAGUUGACCCAAUUCCUCUUGGAAGAGCAAGCGGAACUUGAAUUUCUCAAGGUAACCAGGCAGCUCCCGGAAUACGGUGUGGUUUUCCACCAGGUAUUCCAAGAGAAGAGAAUGGUAAAACGAAGCUUGAUGUUGGGAAUAUGUGCCCAAGGGAUCAUGGUGUAUGAAAUAAGGAACAACACUAGGAUUGCCAGCCAACAGUUUCAAUGGCGGGACACAGAAAGGAUUUCAGCUCAUAAAAAGAAGUUUAUGAUUGAGAGCAGCAUCAGUGGCAAGAAGCAUACUUUCCUUACAGACAGUGUGAAAACCUGUAAAUAUUUGCUGGAUCUGUGCUCUGCUCAACACAAAUUCAAUGCACAAAUGAAUUCACAGCAUCUUCUGCAGGCGCCCACAGAGGACAGUCGGUUUACGGAAGCAGCCAGAUCAAAUUCAGCCUAUGACUCUCAGCGGGAUAACUUUACCUUAAUUCAAAGACUCUCCCGCUCAGAAAAUGCAUUGUAUGGGACCCAUCAAGAACGCAUGUCUGCUAGGGCUGCAAGCAAGUCUUGCGAUGAUAACAGCACAGAAGCCAGCACUGAAAAUGGAGAAAAAAGCAACCCGACUCCAAGUUCACCAGGCAACCCGAGGAAGAGCUCAUUUACCAAACUAGAAAGAGAAAUCAUUUGUGUCACUUUGAAACGUGAUCCUAGAAAUGGCUUUGGUUUUGUAAUCAUUGGAGGAGAAAAUGUGGGGAAAUUAGACCUUGGCAUAUUUAUUGCUUCCAUUAUCCCCGGAGGACCUGCUGACAGAGCUGGGCAUAUGAAACCAGGGGGACGUCUCAUUUCCGUGAACAAUAUUAGCCUGGAGGGUGUUCCCUUUAAUACUGCCGUUAAGAUUAUCCAGAAUUCUUCUGAUGAAGUGGAACUGAUUAUCUCUCAGCCCAAAGACAGUUCUGAAGUAUUGGCUGAGGAAAAGCACCUGCCAAGCCCAGUUAGCAGCACCCUUGGUUGUGAGCUCUGCCGUGCCAACUGUGAGAGGCCCAUUUCAGAGGCCUGCCAAGCCACACCAGCCACAGAAGAAGAAUACAGUACAGACAGUGAACUUAAGAUGAUUCUGACGCGGAAUUCCACACCCAAAUUGGUACCCAGGAUUUCUGCAUGUUCGGUUGGCAGCCUUGAGCCACAGGAUGGAAUUAGCAGCAGUCGACUCCAUGAAGAGACCUUCGUGAAAUCCGUUAUCACUCAUGAAUCAGCUGAUGAAGACAGGGAAAUCAAAAAAGGAGACUGCCUCUUGGAAGUGGAUGGAAUCAGCCUCCUAGGAAUGAAACAGAAGAGAUCUGGGCAGGUCCUCGCAAGAGAACACUGUGUGCCAGCUGAGCCCGGUCCAGGUGACAGCGAAAGUGAGAAGGAGCACAUGAGCCCGUCUUUGGCAAGAGCGUGUCCUAAGAGGUGCUUCUUUUUAACAGAUGAGAACACAUUUGAAGUCCGGCUGAGGAAGAACUCUGGAGGCCUCGGCUUCAGUUUUAUGCAGAUGGAGACAGAUGCUUGCAAAGACCUUGGAAGAGACAUUAUAAGAAUCAAGAGGCUCUUUCCUGGGCAGCCAGCUAAAGAAAAUGGGGAGAUUGACAUCGGAGAUAUUCUUCUCGCAGUGAAUGGGAAACCUAUUCAAGGACUACUCUAUCAGGAAGUCCUGCACUUGCUCAGAGGGGCUCCUCCUGAAGUGACGCUCCGAUUCUGCAGGCCACCCCAAGGCAUCCUGCCAGAAAUAGACCAGAGUGUACUGACUCCACUGCUUUCACCUGUGAAAGAAUUUGUGCCAUCCCUCGUGGCAAGCAGUUCUGGAUCAGAUCUCACGGCUACAGAGAAAGAAGGCUCUUUCCUGGCGGCAGACUCCCCAAGAGCAGCCUGUGAUCCAGAACCAGUGAACGAUGAACCCUCUCUCCGUGGGGAGCGAGUGGCAGAGAGCCCUCCGGUGCUACCUCUGACUCGGUGCUCCUACAAGCACCUUUGGAAAGUCUACCAGGAAGUCAUCACCACUGACACCUUCCUUUCCUUGGAAGAGGAAGCAAUCCGGCAGAGGGACAGGAAGUUCCGUGUCUCACCUGGCCUCCAUGCCAAGGUGGAACAGGAAGGUGAAGCUGCAUGCACGGCCAGCAAUUCCUGGAAAUGCCUUAACAGGGGGAUGUGCUCCUUGUUUGAUGACCAGCCUACUGAGGACUGUCAUGAGAUCAUUUCUCCUGCACAAGUGGACGAAGAGUAUCUUACCAUCAGCUCAGCAUCCAUCACCUCUCUGUUACACGGAGGGAAGCCUGAGGCAGGCACUGUCCCAGAGCCCCGUGGGCGUGGCCUGAGUCCACCAGCAGUGCUUGACGGAGAACUCUACACUAGUGAAAGUGAAUGGGAGGACUUGGAAGAUGGGGAAGAGCCGCAGAACACCAGGGAAAUGAAGAUCUGUGUGACACUGACAAGGUCGGCAAACAAGGGCUAUGGAUUCACAGUAGUCGUGAACAAGAUGGACAAUACCCUGUAUGUAGCAGAGAUCUUAGGAGAGCCUGCUUUGUCUAACGGACAGCUGAGAAGAGGCGACCGACUGCUUAUGGUGAAUGGAACUGAUGCCUUGGCUCUUUCGGCUGAGGAGACUUUGGCUCUAUUGUACAGUUCCCCCCGUGAUCUGAGCCUGGUGGUUGGGCGGACUACCAUGGAAGUCUUCACCUCUUUCCCACCAGAGGAGAUCCCAGAAAUCAUUCUCACAAAGGGAGACUGUGGACAACUUGAGGAGAUCUCCGAACCGGUGCCGGAUCCGAUGGCGUUCGAGACUGUUCGGGCAGAGUUUUCCUCGGGACCGGAGCCGAGCCCACGGCCACAUCUGAGUCGACCAUCUCCCGCCCAUCGUUCGCCGAGGUCGGAACCGAGCCCGUCUCCGCAUCGGAGUCGAUCUACCCCUGCUGUCGGUCGCGAGAGGCGUCGGUCCGGAGACAGUGUCCGAUCCGUCCGGUCCACUGCGUCCCGACAUUGCCAGGCCUCCUACCUUCCCCCGUCGUACCACUGUCAGUGGGAAGGGGCGCCUACAGAUUUCUCCGCAUCGGAGCCGAGGCCUUCAACAUCACAGGCAUGGUUUCCACCUCCGGUCCAUGGUGAGGGAUCCCAGCUCGGUUCCGACGAGGGGGACGUCGAAAGCCUGGGGGACUACCAGUCGGAGUCCUGGUCUGAGCCAUCGCCCGCUGAUGAUGUGGUGCCUGCUACUGGUUCACCGUAUGAAGACCUACAGAUUUACUCUGACCAGAUGGCACGAAUGGCUCAGGCCUUAGAGAUGGACAUCUCCUCGGUGGCCCCCCAAACCAAGGAGCAAGCUCCUCAAGAGGAUUUACGGGGACAACCCAGCGUACCUCGGUUUCCCCAUGCUUGA
Messenger RNA from Eublepharis macularius, 4976 nucleotides. It is a transcript of the gene FRMPD2, whose product is annotated as FERM and PDZ domain containing 2. The record is from RefSeq and is a predicted model, not a curated record. Gene Ontology annotation, cellular component: cytoskeleton. NCBI's taxonomy places the organism in Eukaryota, Metazoa, Chordata, Lepidosauria, Squamata, Eublepharidae. The coding region runs from base 81 to 4976 and encodes 1631 amino acids. The transcript is spliced from 31 exons. Gene Ontology annotation, molecular function: protein binding.